Molecule: messenger RNA, 36437 nt
Organism: Xyrichtys novacula (pearly razorfish)
Lineage: Eukaryota; Metazoa; Chordata; Actinopteri; Labriformes; Labridae
Source: the annotation of a GenBank genome assembly
CUCUCCACCUCAUCCUAUUCAUCCCCCCUCUUCAUCCCUUUUAUUCUUCCUCUUCAUGCCCCUUCUUUCCUUCCAUACCCCCCACAUCACUCGCUCUCCCUCCCUCCUUCUACCCUCAUCUACUUUAAACCCCUCUCCUCCUCUACCUGCUCCUCCUUGUCUCAAAGACCUCCCUCUUUUUUCUCCUGCUCUAAAUCUCCCUCAUCUUCUCCUUUCUUUCAUUCCACCUCUCCUCAUUGUGCUCCCCCUUUUUCUCCCACUGCUCUCCUCCUUCUCUCAUCCCUUUCCCUCCUCCUCAUGCCUCUCUCUUCUCCCUCUCUUCUUUUCUCAUCAUUCCUUUGCCCCAUCCUCUCCUCCCCCCCCUUUUGUGUUGUAAGUCUGCUCUAACUGGUCCUACCUCUCUUCUGGUUGCCAUGGUUACCUUCAUCAUAAUUUCUGGUUACCGUGGUGACGGACAGGGAUGACAGUAGCUUCUCUCACGCGUCUGUCUCUCUCUGGUACUUUUGUUAUCGAUCACUGAUCUGAUCAUCUGAUCAGGUGUUUAUCUUUCAUCUGGGAGCGUGAUCGAUAUCGCCGCUGACGUCAUUCCGUAUCCCUUUUCUGCGGGAAGUCGCUGUAGGGGAAAAACUGCUGAUCAGCCAAUCUGCAGCCGGACUGAGUCUCUGCGGGUAUUCUUUCUCUCCUUCAUCCGUCUCUCCUGCUCCCCUCUUCACCUACUCCUCUUUCUCCUCCGCUCCACAUCAGCGAUGCUCCCGCCGGGCCUGGCCGGCCUUGGAGCUCUGUCCACGGGCUGGAAGUAGAUCGGCAGGUCGGUGCGGGUCGCGUCUCUCCGUCAUGGUGCAGAAAUCCCGAAACGGCGGGGUGUUCCCCGGAGCGCAGGCCGACCAGAAGAAGCUAAAGGUCGGCUUUGUGGGUCUGGAGGCUGGGGGGACCGAGUCCAGUCGGGACGGAGCUCUGCUGAUAGCAGGUAAACAACAGCUGAAAACCGGUUCAUGUGCGUAAAAACACCGUUAACGGAGAAACGAGGCACGAGGUUGGGAUUUGUUUAUGCGUCUGUUUGGGCAUGUUUGUGUGUAUGAGUGUGUUUGUGUGUUUAUUUCAGUCUGCUGAGUGUGUCUCUGUGUUUGUGUCAGAGAUGUUGCUCAUCUUUUAGGCAGAUUCUGACGAUCUAAUGAAAACACUAAAACUAGAACCUGAUUAUCUCAUGUGAACACUUAAACCAGAUUCUGAUGAUCUAAUGAAAACACAUAAACCAGAUUCUGGUGAUCUCAUGUGAACACUUAAACCAGACCCUGUUUCUCGUUUUCAGUCUCAGAUCUGCUGAAAGAAAUGAAAAAAAUCAGUAGCAGAGCUGCAGGGUUGGCACAAUGGGUUUGAUAUAGAAACAUUCAGGUUUAACUGCUCAGACUGCUGCCUGAAUGUGAUUGGUCGAUGCUUUUUUUCUGACAUGACAUGAAAACACACUGGCCUAUUUAUGUGGAACAUUAACAAUGAAUAUGAGCUCUUCAAUACAGAGAUCACCCUUGAUAUUAUGACCACCUAUAGGUAAAACUAUGCAAGCUACUUUUAUACAUUUAUGUCAUCUCAUCCUACUUUGAUAUAAUAUAUCAGUAAUCCGGCUCUGAGCCUUUUUUUUUUUUUGCAGAUAUAUAGGCCUACAAGAUAACGAGGGAGUACUGGAGCAUGCUGGAGGGAGACUGAUGUAAAACAUCAUACAUCUAAAUUGAAACAGUCAGCUUUUUCAGUAAAGGCUGUCGGCUUUGAAACAAUUUACCAGCUGAUAUGAUCUAGAAUAAAAUGUUGGCAAAAAGCAAACCAGAACUGUACUCAGAUUUAACUUUUUACAUUUAACUUAAUGAUUUGAUGUUUUAUGAUGAUAUUCUUUGAUGCUAAAUGAUACCAGUGGAUGAAAAAUCAAAUCUGGGAUAAGAGUUAAAAAUUAGCUAAAGCUUUAAACUCUCUGUGCAAAACUUCAUCCCUCUCAAAUCCAUACAAUUCAAUGUUCUCCAGUCCAAUGCAACAACUCUAUCAUAAAUGAUGCUUUUAUGAGGCUUUUACUUAUUCAGUUUUUGUCCACAUGAUCAGACCGGUGAUACUUUUACUCUGUAUUUAUCAUUUAAGACAUAAUAGGUGCUGGUGGUGUUCUGCAGUGUGUUUGAAUGCAGGUGUUCCCAGCUUUUUUUCCAUUUCAUUGAUAAAUAUGCAAGGACCAAAAUAUUAGGAACAUCAUUCAAUAAAAAUCACUUAUACCACUGCUGCCUGUCUUUAACAAUAAAUGUAAAGAUUAAUAAUCAUCUGCCUGACCGUGUCAAUUAAACUAGAAAUGUAGAAAUUUACUGAACACGGACUUUGUAGUCAAGAUGUUGUUUUGGAUUGGAUCAGAUUGUAUAGGUGUUUGUAAUCUUAUGGCUUGUGUUUGCUUGCUAAUAUACCUUAUUCUGCAACAGAGUGCUAUUGUCAUUAUUUGUAUUAAUGUUAUCAAAAUCAGGAAUUGAAAGUUCCUGAGAUGGUAACAACAACAAUGACAAUAACAACGACAACAACAGCAAUAUUAAUAAUGAUAACAUUUUCAGUAAUCAAUGGAAAAGUUACUGUUUUUCUGACUUAACGUUUUUUCACUUAAUGAGAUAAAGAAUGAUGACUUACAUUUAAAGUUAAAGACUGAUUAAUAUUCAUUAGGUAAACUUUUUAAUUAUGGUGUGGUUAAGUGAAUGUCACAUGUGCUCUCAGGUGGGGAGGAGGGACCUCGGCGUCAGCGCACCAGCGUCUCAGGAGGAAAGAAACCUCCGAAGAGAAACGCCCUCUACAGGCGGCUGCAGAACUUCCUGUACAAUGUUCUGGAGAGACCGCGAGGAUGGGCCUUCAUCUACCACGCUUACGUGUAAAUACCUGUCCACACGCCUGCACAUACACCUGCCUACCUCUCCAUCUUUCUUUAUACCCGUCCAUCCACCUAUCAAUGUCUCUACACCUAUAGGUCCAAGUAAAAAUGUACCUGUCUGUCUUGCCUACCUGUCUAUCUGUCUAACAACACUUAUCUUGCUGAGCCCGCAGGAUUCUGUCUAUACGAUUGUCUGUCUGUCUACUUACCUGUCUUCUGUGGGUCUGCUAAUACAUGAGCCCACACAACACUUUGCACCUAUCUACCUUUCUAUCCACCUGUCCAUACCUGUGUGUCCCUGUCAGCCUGUACACACACCUGUAUGUCUAUGUGUCUGCUUACCUAUCUGUCUACAUGUUAAACAAACACUUGUUUUAACACUGUAUAAAGUAAGUUAAGAUAAAAUAGACGACAAGCCAAGUCACAGAAAGUCAGGACAGCAGGCAGACCAAUUUAGUAGCAGGACUCUUCUACUACAGAGCCAUGCUGUUGUAAUCCCUGCAAAAUGUAGUUUGUCAUUGUCUUGCUGAAAUAUGAAGGUCUUUCCUGAAAAAGUCAUUGGAUGGCAGCAGAUGUUGCCCCUAAACCUGUUUAUAUAGUUCGACAUUAAAGGAGCCUACAUAGAUAUGUAAGCUACCAGUGAUAUGGACACUUCUGAUCCCCAUACCAUCAGGGGUGCUGACUUUAAACUGGGAGCUGAUAAUAAGUUGAGUGGCCCCUCCACCCCACUCCCCAGAACAGUGGAUGUCCCUGAUUUGCAAAAAGAGUGUUAAUUUUUUUUUUUUUUUCUGUCAGACCACAGGAAAGUUUUUUACUUUCCCUCAGUCUGUCUUCAAUAGGCUUAGGUUCAGAUUGUCUCUGGUGUUUCUAGAUCAUGUUUUGGAAGUGAUUUUGAGUCCAUGCAGUGACUUCCACUACAGAGUCCUGUCUGGGCCUGAAGAUCAGGACCAUCCAAUCUUGGUUUUGGUCCUUGUCCCUUUUGUACAGAGAUUUCACCAGAUUCUCUAAAUCUUUUAAUGAUAUUAUGUUCUGUAGAUGAUGAAAUCCAUUAUUUAUUUAUUUACAUUUUACACUCAGGAACUUUAUUCUGAAAUUGUUGAACUAUUAGCUCACACAGUCUCUCACAGAGUGGUGAACCUCUUCCGAUCUUUUCUUUGAAGAGACUCAGCCUCCCUGAAUGUUAUUUUAUCCCUAGUUAUGUAACUAACUUGUUGGAAAUUAACCUCCUUAGUUCGGAGAUGUUCUUCCAGCAGUUUUUUCAGCAUUACACAACUUCUUACCUGUUUGGUUGUUCCUGUAACAACUAUAAAAAAAAACUGUCAUUGGCAUUUAGUUUAAAAUGAACAAAUAAUUGUACAUAAAAACAUUUGUUAGUCUCAACAUGUUGUCUUUGUAGCAUUCUUAUUUCAGUGUAGGCUUUAGAUGUUUUGCAAACCAUGAAGUUCUGUUUUAGUAUGUCAUACACCAGUCUGCAUAGCUGUCUCUUCUUUACCUGUUUGUACUCCUACCUAUUUUUCUAGCUGUUAGUUGAUCUGUCUGCAUGUUAAAGUUAGUAUUUGGCUGAGAUAGUCUCAGAGGGCUCAGUGACAGUUGUCUGAACCACCGUCUGGUGGUGAAAAUGACCUCUUUGCAGAUUAAAAGAGGUGAAUCAAAACAUAUAUAAAUAAAAUUUAUGAUUAAAAAGAAGGUAAAGAUGCAAGUGAACCGUCCUCCUCAAAUCUGUCUGAAUCUAUUUGAAACUUCACCUUAAUGGCUUGAUUAAUAUUGAGCUGAUCGAUUAGUUAAUUCACUGCUGAUAGUUAACUGCAGUCUGUUCUCGAAUCAGAUUACGGUAACAGCUGAGGAUCUAUAAAUAAAGACAGCUCUGGGAUCAGUUGUCACGCUCUAAAUCUUCCCUCUGAAACACAGAUCUGAGGUCAGUUUUCAGAAACCUGAACCUGAAGCAGGAACAGAUUGUGUGUUUUAAUGACUGUUCUCUGUUCAGGUUCCUGCUGGUGUUCUCCUGCCUGGUUCUGUCCGUGUUCUCCACCAUCAAAGAGUAUGAGAAGAGCUCGGAGGACGCUCUCUACAUCCUGGUAAAAACACAAAAUAUUCAUCUGCAAAUCAGAACACGGUCUACAAAAUAAAACUGUGCUCUGAGUUUAUGAAGUUUUAGACUUUAAAACUCAUACUUUAUAUCAUUACAGGGUGAACUUCUCACCAAGAAAUAAAUCACAGAACAGCUCAAAUAAAACCAGUUGAGCAUCAAUGAAGUGGCAGCAGGGGACAAUACAAAAGAGUAUCAGAGCCAGAGAUGGAAAAUAAAAUCAGAGGAAGGAAGUUUUUCUCAUUAUGCACUUCAGGAAAAAAGGGAAGGAUUAAAGACAAAGCUUAAAUGUGAAUAAUACAGUGGACAUAAAAACAAAGCUUUGUACAUAACAAGGAAAUAUCGAGGAAUAUAAAGUCUAAAUAUUCAAAAUAAAACCAGGGUAAAAUUUAGGAAUGAAGUCAAAAUGUUGAGAAUGAAGUCAAUACAAUUUUGUGAGUAAGAUGAACAUACUGAGGUUGAAUUGGCAGCAUCAUGAAUCAAGUAGAAAUACAAUUCUGAGUGGGAAGGUGAGAUUUUAACUAAAAAGUUCAAAUAUAACUUUGGCAGUUUUAGUCAAAAUGUAGAAAAUAAGUUGAAAAACAAUUCUAGAAAAAAAGAAGAUGAACUGAGAAUGAAGUCUAGAUACUGUGAAUACAAUACUUAUACUCAUACAAUGGGACUUUUCAUAUUAAGUUGGAGUCAAAUUUUGAGAACUUAGUCAACAGUUGUGAAUUGGUGAUGUUGCACCAAUGUUUCUAGCAAACAGUUGUUGUCCUGCUCUUAUCAGUUCACUGCUCAGUUUACUUGUGAAUAAAAUGCCAAUAAAAGAUCAAACGGAGGGUUUGGAUGUAGUGAUGCAACAUGGCAUCUGUCCAUCCCUGCCGUCUGCCAUCAACAUGGUUUAUAAAAUUUAAACUAGCACAAGAUGCUAUACAGACCAUUCACAAACUGGUUAAACAUUAGCUCAUUAGCUUUGGUCUUUGUGGUAUUAUUUUCCAUUGAACAAGCAGCUUUAAAAAUGUUUUCUUAUUUUGAUUUUCGACUUUUCUCUCCACACGUCAACUUAACCCUCAAAUUUUGACUUUAUUCUUGAAGUGCAUCAUGUUUACUAGUUUUUAUCCAUGACCCCAACACUCUUCCAGAGGAACUGAACUGGACAUGGCAGCUUAGGUAAAAAAUGUAAACAAGUGUGUAAAACUGCAACAUAAAAAGAACAAAAAAAUAUGACAAUAUCAAAUGCACAGGUAAAACCAAAGAUACUUUGUACAUAGUACACUACAAAAUAGUUCUUCAGAAUGAUUGCUCACAGCAGACUGCAGUGAAAUAUUCCAGCAGUGUUUGUAUUGUUUGCCUUUCUUUUAGUGCAGCUGCAGAGACCUCUCUUUGAAAUGUGUAGCUAUCUGUCGACUCAUGUUUGAACAGCAAAAACAUGUUCCUCGGAGGAGAUGCUGAGUCAGCUCAAUCAAUAGUCCUUAUUGAUUUUACGUCGCUCCGCCUGCUCACCGGACAAACAGAGCAGACAAGGACAUCUCCAUUGAGAAAAACUGAAACCUGCUUAUGUUUACUCACAUCUCCAUCUGCUAAGAAUCAGAGUUACUCUGAGAUGUGAAAAUACCUCAGACUUGAGCGGAAAGGGAGCAUUAUUAGUGUUUUCACACAAACACAAAAGAAUAACCUUUAUUUACCCCUUUUGAUUUUACUAAUCAGACCUCCUUUGGAUUAAUCAAACUAAUCAAACCUACUAAAAUUAAACUAUCAGAAGAAGAAGGAGAAGAACUUUAUUGAUCCCCAAAGGGAAACAAAGGUGUGUUAUUUAACUUUACUGCCAGACUUUUUUGCUAAUCACCCCAGCUGUGUGAAAUACUUGAUUCUUGAUUCUGAUUGGUCAAAACAUAAACCUCUUUACGUUCUUGUUGUGUAACACGUGCAACAUAAAUACAAGCAGGUCACACACAUCUCUCAAAUCAAUCCUUAGAAAGUAGUUCCAGUGCAUUAUUCCUCUGCUUGUGCAGGGCAAUACGUGUUAGCAUCUGGUAGCACCACAGGUAAACACUAAGGUAGGUCAUUACAUUGGUAACUGUUUAUAUGCUAUCCAAUUAAACUCAUGAUUUAAAGAACUGGAAAAAUUGUUGUUGAACUCUUGCACACUGUCUGUCACAGAUACAUCAAUUGUUGAUCUUAGACAAAGUGUACAAAGCUGAAACAAACCUCUUUCUGUCUGUGAGAAUCUUAACUGUUAUUGUAAUGCAAGGUUUUAAAGACAUUUGUAAGAUAAUACUAAGAUGAAAUGACACUAUUGAUCUCCUGAGGGGAAGUUUGGUUUGUAAGGGAGGGAUAAUGGUGAGUAAAUAGGCAUUUAUGUGAAUUAUAAUCCUCACAUGGUGAGCAGAACCCUGACCAACUACUCAGAGAUGCUUUCAGCAGCAAUGCACAGAUUGCAGGACAGGAUGUUGCUCUACUUUUUCUACUUAUCAUAGAUGAUUGGAAUCCAGUAGCUCUUCAGGCCACUCUCACAUCUUUGUUUUUAAGUGUUAUUAUUUCCCCAAAUCUUAUGACCAGGCUGAGACUUACACUAAUGUUUGUACCACAGUGUCAACAGGCAGAGAUAAAAUUGUUUGUACUGACUGAUCUGUUAUGAUGUGUGUGAUCAUGUUGUUUCUGGCAUUACGUUUGCUGCUGAGCUUUAAUCACCACUGUUAUGGAAUUUUAACCAAUCAGAGCCAAGUAUUUAACACAGGUGAUAAUAACACUGAUCAGGUAACACAACAGUAAAUGGUUAGUUAAGAAAAGUUUAUACAAUGUUUUGUAAAAUUCUGCAAAUAAAGCAUCAGAUUUGCUUUGUUUGUGGCCUGAGCAUAGUUCAGAUCUGGCUCUUGAUGCUGACCUGCAGAGAAUGUAAUGCUGUCCCUGAGUAAUUAUUGAUAAUAUUGUGAAUAAAUAAACACUGUGAUCUCUAACCUGCCUGUAAGCUUCAGCUCUGAUGAUUCAGAGGCAGCUUGAAGUGCUAAGAUGUUCAGUCACCUUGUUUUCCAGUUAUCAUUGAUCUGUUGUGAUAUUUAUCAAUCACUUUAUUGCUAUUGGCAAAGGUUCACAGUAAAUUAGGCAAUAUUUUGUGAUCCAAAGUGAAGCAGCUGUAAAAUCUCCUUAAAAUUCAGGGGCAUGUAAUGUCAUUUUACUUCAGAAUAAUACACUUUAAUUUCUAUCUAUUCAUUUUUGCCUAAAUUUAUACUUACACAAAUUUGUAGGUCAGAGAAAUGUUAUGCUAAAACCAUAUGAUUGCAAAGUUAUAUGAAUUAAGUGAGAAACUAAUCAGCAGACUUUCAGGUAAAUUAUACAUUAUAGUUUUAUUUGAAUAGUGUUGUUGUUUUUGUGUAACAGGAAGUGGUGACCAUUGUGGUGUUUGGGGUGGAGUACAUGGUGAGGAUCUGGGCUGCAGGAUGUUGUUGUCGGUACAGAGGAUGGAGAGGACGACUCAAGUUUGCCAGGAAACCUUUCUGUGUCAUCGGUGAGUCUGAUGAAUUUAAAACACGGCAGGAUCUUUGACCUCUGACUCUGACCUGACUACCUCUUACCUGUCUGUGUCUCUGACCUGUCCAUCAAUCUGACCUGCAUCUCUCUCUCUCUGCAGACAUCAUGGUAUUGAUAGCGUCCAUCUCAGUGUUGGCUGCAGGGACUCAGGGGAACGUCUUUGCCACCUCAGCCAUCAGGUCACUUCGAUUCCUUCAGAUCCUGAGGAUGAUCCGAAUGGACCGUCGAGGGGGCACCUGGAAACUGCUGGGAUCAGUUGUCUACGCCCACAGCAAGGUAACUUAUGAAAUCCAUGUCCGACUGUCUGAUUUAAAUGAUUGUUUGACACAGUCAUUGUCUGGACUCAAAAAAGUGCAGGUUUGAGGUGCUCUUUGGUCAUAGUGAACAAGAAUCUUGCUGGUGUAUCACUCUCUGAUGGAGGCUUGACUGUUGAAACACGUAAAAAUUUAAGAAAACUAUGCUACGAGAUAAACAUCGGUUUAAAAGUGAGAGUGCCUUGGAAUUUUGCGGUUUUUCUUCUGUUAAUGCUGAUGAGAUGUUGGUUAAAAUGCAACCUCAGAAUCCAUUAGCUAUCCACAGAUGACGAUAUUUGUCUUGAGGACAUCGGUUGGCUUGUCAUUAGUUCUGGAGUAAUGAGUUGUUGAUGAUAAACAACUUCAAGCAAAGACUAACUUUUUGAGCUGAAUUGCUUACAGAUUAUUUAGCAAGUUGAGAAGUGACCAUGUGAAAAGGUCUAAGUAAACCAAAUUCAAGGUAAAUACUGACAUGUGAUUUGAGAGUUCACCAGGAAGCCUUCAUUCUGGUGUGAGGUUUUGGAGGUAUUGAAAAGACAGUUUGAUGCCAUCCUACUCUCUUUGGUGACAGGAUAGACCAGGGGUCGGCAACCUUAAACACUCAAAGAGCCACUUGGACCAGUUUCCCACAGAAAAGAAAACACAGGGAGCCACAAAACCUCUUUGACAUCUAAAAUGAAGAUAACAUUGCAUAUAUCUUUUUUUUUUAACCUUUAUACAAAGUAUAUAAAAAACUGUAGCGAGUUGCAUUUAUGAAAUAAAUGAACUAUUUCGGCGAGUGUCUGUCUUCUGUAGUUAAACCGCAAGAUAUCAAAAUCUACCCGGAUACAGCAAUGCUGCUUUUUGAUUGGCUGUUCAGUAGAUAUACUUUAUUUGAUUGGCUUCUGCGUGGCACACAGCUUCUGAACUCUCAGAGGAACUCAGUUAAUUUCCCCCUGUUCCAUAGUUGAAGAAGUGCAACUUGGUGGACAUCACCGUGUUCAUUUAAAUGCGUGAGAAAUACAAUGUGUGGUAUGUGAGCGUGUGAACGAGUGGGAAUGCGUGUGUCAUACGCUGAAUGCGUGAGACUUGAGAGCCCUGUGCUCACGCAUCAUCGAUGUACUCCCGAGCCAUGCAAAACGGUCUUGGCAAAUGUUGCACUGAACGCCUUCCUUUUCAGUCUUGGUGAAGUUUUCCCACACCACUGAUGUUUUAGGUCGGGAUUUCGGUUGGGUUGUGUCCAUGUUUUCUCCGCUGCUGCCUCGGCCAUGGCUGUUUCUUUUCUGUGCGUCCUGCUGAUGUUUACACGCCGGUGUCCAUGGACAUAUAUAAAGACCCGACGAAUCGAUUACAGAAUUUAUUGGCAACGGAUUUUUUCGUCACGACGAAUCUACUUAAUCGAUUCGUUGUUGCAGCCUUAAUAGUUUAUUUAAUGUUACAAUAGCAUUAUUAUCUUUGAAUUUAGAAUUACCACAAUAGAAAAAUAAUAAUAAAAUAAAAUAAAAUGCAAUUAAGUAUUUAUUAUUUAUUUUCCAAAUCCAUUGGGAGCCGCAGCCUAGGGAAGAAAGAGCCGCAUGCGGCUCCAGAGCCGCGGGUUGCCGACCCCUGGGAUAGACGUACUGAAUUAAAUCAGUAGUCUCCUAAAGGUUGGUCUUUAUACCGCUGCAAGAUUGUACUGCAAAAUUGGAAGAACCCUAGAGUCCCACUGCGAAACAGUAGUUGAUUUCAUUGUACAAACAUGUAUUAGGAAGAAUGAAUGCAGAUGGUAGAAGGGUGUAGAUAUGAGUGUAAUUCUGGAUACAUGUCCAAUUAAGGGUACAAUAGUAUGAUAAUGCUAACACCUGUAUAAUUUUCAUGUCCACAUUGGUUUUUGAUGUUAGGGGAUGGCUAAAGAACUGAUAUUUUGAUGCCCUGUAUUUGCACCCAGAGAUGCUGCACUGCUUGAAAUUGUUUAAAAUUGAAUAAAAACUGAAUUGAAAAAAGGAAAACAAAUGUACCCCUUCAGAUAUGUCUGCAAAGUGAUUUUCUUCAGUGACUUCAGUUACAUGCAGAUAUCCGCUUAUAGAAAGAAAUCCUCUUCAAAUUACUGCUCAUGGAAGCUGGGAGGUCAUUUUGGUUGACUGUGUUCUGCCUGCUUUUGCUCUCCAUAUGGCACAGAAGAAAAGAAGAGAAGAGCCUCAAUACAGUAGUUGAACUUUCAAACCGUGUCCUUCUGAAAUAUACUGUUGUUUCAAGCUUCCAUAUAAUCUUUGUUUUAUUAAACAGCUGUGUGUUCGUGAAAAACAGCCUCAGAGCUGAGAGAUGAAUCGAAAGUCAAAUAGUCAAAGCUUAAUUGAGAUUCUGGGCAAGGCAGAGUCUCUCAAUAGAUGGGAACACAAGGUUUUAUAGAGGGCAGUACACUGACCCCUAAAAGCUUUUACAGAAACUGGAUCUGAAGCUUGUUCAAGUUGACCCAAAACGACCAUGUCAUCACAAGAUCAAUACAUUACACUUUGUUCCCUGUGAGAUAGAAAGGCAACAACAUCAGAAAAGCAGAGUUUGUGGAAUAAAGACCACAAGACUCCAUACAGCAAAGGCACUGCAAGAAGAGGGCGUGUGGUGAUCUCAGAGGACAGAGAACAGUUUCUAAACUACAGCUCAGGAGAGGUAUCCAGGUCAAACUAUCAGGCUGAGAAAGAGAAAAGUACGUGUAAGGAGGCAAACAGGAGGGAGGAUAAUAGUUCAUUGAAUAAAACUGAGGACCUAGUGUCUGCUAAACCUGCAAAUGAGACACAAAGAUACUUGUUCUCAGAGCACACACAAGGGGAAAUACACCUCAGACUGUGCAGAAUAAACAGUUUCUCUGCACACCAGGUCUGAUUGUAUGUUUUUAAAUGAGCCAUUAGGAUUUAAAUCAGCCUCUUUCUAUGGAAAUGAACUGACUCAAAGAAAGUGCCUAGUUCACAAAACAUCUGCACUAAAGGCCACACACAAACACAAAGUAUUACCAUAUGGGAAAGUAGGUGGUUGCUCCAAUUCUGUACUUAUAAACGAUGCCAAGCCCAAACUUUGCAGUGAUUAUGGCAAUAACUACACCUUUGGGUGACACAAAAGUAACCCAUCUAUUCAUAAAUUUGGUUGAAAGUACUUUGAUUGUUUAGACGAAACUCCAUCACAAACAAGCAUGCUUCGCAAAACGUGUAAUGAAGGUCUUUAUCAAAAGGUGUUUUAAAGACUUUUUCAAUUUCGAGAUUUUUAUUACAUCUGUCAUGUAUCAUGUUCACAACAAGCUGAUAAAAAGUGUCCCCUUUCAUCCAGUCAAUCACCUGUAAGGAUGGGUGUAAAGCUCAGUGCAGCAGGAUGUGGAGAUGCUGACAGCUUAACUUCUACCGUUAAACACAGCACAAGAGCAAACUGUACUGAGCUGCCAAGCUUUGUUGGCAUGUUUGUGCUUGUACAUCUUUAAAGCAGUGUGCUUUGUGAUGUGUACUUUGUAACAGAGGCAAAAAAUAAAUAAUUCUUAGUGCUAAUAGUGGCUGCAAUCCAACCUUAACAGCCUCUCCCAACAGACUGUAAAAUGAGCCACUGGCAGUCCAUAACUCUGUGAGUGUUUGACGUUAUCUUGAAGUGGAUGUUUGUACUGAACUGACCUCACCCUGGUAAAGAGGCAGCACUGCUUCAUCCCUCAAGGUGAAUUGCUGCCAGUUAUUGAUUAAUUGUUGCUCUUUUCUGCAUUUUGUGAGGAAGGAGUCACACUGUGGGGGGGGGGGAGUCGAUCUUAAACACACCUGAGAAACAUACAAGAUUACAGAAGCUCAAGUCAUCUUGAUUAUCCCUGACUUCUCUCCACAAUCACCUGACCUAUUCCCUGAUAGAAUAAUGAAAGAAAAGGCAUAGAUGGAAAUCACUGGAAGCUCUGUAAGGCUGUGUUGUAUCUUGCUGCAGUAAUUACAUAUAGCAGGACCGGCAGAGUCCUGAGUAAGGGAUAAUUUAUCUUUUGACCUUUCUCACUGUCUCUGCUCUGUUGCCCUCUUCUUUCUUUCUUUAUUCUUGUGGCGAGUCAGCUGUUAACCACUUAUCUAAAAAUUUGUGGUCUUAGUGGAAAAAAAUCUACUACUUUACUUGCAGUCAAAAGAAAACAUAAACGAGCCCACUCAACAUUAACCACAACCAAGCAGCAACCUCUAAUCCUGAAGAAAUGAAGUCAAUGUGGAAGUGCUUAAACAUGCAGUUCCUCAUGUGCCCACUAGAGGCUGGAAGCAAAAGCACCAUGAAGCCACACACACAGCCUGGCUGAAAAGAUGGCUUUGGUAGCUCGGAGCUCCCACAGCACCCACUGUGCGGGGACUGAAUUUUUGUGACACAUUUGUUUCGAGGUUAUUAAGGUUACCAGACUGGUGAAUUGGAGGCACAGCUGACUUGACUGACAGAUGGGCACUCUAAAGCUGUUUGUGAGGAGGCUUAAGGUCUGCCUCUGGUAGGUCGACUAAUAGUUCGAUUGAGUCAGUAUUUCCGAUACUGCAUUGCUAUCAUAGCCCCACUUCACUCAGACUGUAUCCAGUUGUUAUACAGUCUAUGACCUCAACAUCAAACACUGCCACCUUGUGGUCAGUAUAAGUAGUGGUUCAAAUUAUUCAGCAUACAGUAACUGUCGCGAGUUUUCUAUGAUAAACCAUUUUUAUCAUCAUUAUUGAAUGUAAAAAAUAUGAACUAUGGAAUCAGUGUAGUAGAGGUAGAAAACCCUCCAUCUUGUUUGCUUCAGAAUGCUGACAUGAACAAACAGUUAUGCCUCAGUGUCAAUAGUCAGAGUUGAAACGUGCUGAACUCUUGUUCAUAAGUUCAUUCGAUUUGAUGUAAAUCACGUCCCUGACUAGUGCUGGGCGAUAUGGAAAAAAAUGUAUAUCACGAUAUGGGUCAUUUUAUAUCACGAUAACGAUAUAUAUCACGAUAUAGCUAUGGUAUGCUUUCAGUUCUAUGAAAAAUUUAAGUGUAUACAGCUGCACUAGUACAGUACCAGUACAAGACCAGCACUUAAAACUAGAAAAAUGAAUAAAUAAAUAUGUGGCCGAAGUGCGUUCAUGUCUGUGCUCACCCAAAGUUAUGCAACACUCACAGAAAACGCAGAUAGUGUGAGCCAAAGCACUCCAUAAUAAUAAUAAUAAUAAUAAUAAUAAUCAUAAUAAUAAUAAAUUUAAUUUGUAAUGCACUUUACAUUUACAAAAAAUCUAAAAGUGCUACAGUACACAGUAAAAAAAGAGCAGCAACAAUAAAAAAGCAAUAGAAUGACAGUCACAGAUUGGCAUAAAAAAAGAAUUAAAAAAAAUAAAAAAUAUAGAGUUGCAAUGUAAGAGGCAAGGUAGUAAAAGCAUAGAGGAAAGUUAACCAAAGGCUUUAUUAAAAAGGUAGGUCUUUAGGGCUCUUUUGAAGAGGUUGUUCACACUGCUAGAUGUUUCUCCUCCAAAGCUGCUCUCUGCCUCCAUCAUUGUUUACUUUACUCUUGAAGCACGUAGGAAGACCCGAGCAUGAAUCCGAGCGCUUUAUUCGCCUAUCAGGGGCAGACAGGUAAGGUGAUUUGAUUCGCCACGACUCCAGAAAUGAUUGAAAAACUACAGAAUGUCACAAAAUUACGUUUCCUCGCUGCUGGCUUGAAGGGUAGAAAUGCGCAGCCGCGCUCCCAGCUGACAGGAAGUCAAACCACUGUUGUAGUUCUUUUGUGUUGCUAGCGCGGUCAAGAGUGUUGGCUCUCACUGAGAGAUGACUACAAAAAUGGACGCACCUGUUCAGCUGGUUGUUAAACACGGCUGAAAAUGAUCAUCUUUUAAUGUUGUUCCCGCUCCUGCCCACUCCCGUUGCCUUUUCCCCCGUCCCGUCCCGAUCAAGGGAUUAAUUAAAAAUGACUCCCAUCCCGUGGGAUUCCCGCGGGAAUCACGUGACCCACGGGAAUUCCCGAAAAAUGUCAUCCUCUACAGGGAAGGUCCCGGAGCAGAUGAAACAGGUGCCGGAGCGGCUGAAAUAGGUCCCGGAUCCGAUCAAAAGAGGUCCCGGAUCGCGCUCCGACUUGCUCCGGCACAAAUUAAGCACUGCUUACAAUGAUCCCCUCACGUGUGUAACCCAGGUAACCCGCAACGGCGGGAGACGCUGGACACGAAGAGGGCACGUAAAGCGGCGUCAUGUCGCAAAAUCGAAAGAGAAAUGCCAGCCUACAUGUCAACGCAUCCUUUACUUUGUAAGAAAAUAUUGUUUUCUUUCCCGUUCGACACCAAAUACACUUACUGAAUGUGCAAUUAUUGUUGUUGUUACUAUGAAUCAUCUGAUGGCACAAGCCCUAUGGAUAAAAUACAGCCUAUCGCCCGAAACGAUAAAAAUAAAAAUGGCACGAUAGACAUUUUCUAUCGUGCCCACGAUAUGUAUCGUCCUAUCGCCCAGCACUAUCCCUGACAACAUUUUGCUGUUGAGAAGUAAAUUCUUGUUAUGGGUUUUGACCAGUCAGAAUGAAGUAUACAAUGUAUUACAUUCCUACAGAGCAUUCAUUUGACAGGAUAAGGUAGCUAUGGUCACAUUUUAAUCAAACACAUUAGCGUUCAGUUUAAAAUUAAUACAAAAAGCAAACUCUUGAGUGCUGGUGUCAGACUGUUGGAGCAGAUACAUUUGCACUAAAGCUCUGUGGUAGAUACCUUUCUGCUCUUCAAAGUGCCCCAUAAACGAUAUAUAAAUUAAAUCAGGUGUAAUAUUUGAAGGAAGGCGAGUGCUGUAUGAAUGAUUUACAGCGUUGAACAUAAAUCUAAUGAAGCUGAAACUCAAUCUAACAGGGCCAUGAGCAGACGUUAGAAACAGAGGCAGGAUGAAACAGUAAUCAAUAUCUGUGAUCGAUCAGGGUUCAAAUGUUGAGCUUUCUGCAGGGAAGAUGAUACCAAUAAACCAAUACUGCUGACGCACUGAAACACAGUCAGCCACACUCACACACGUGGAGACCGGCUGUCUGAUGUAAAAGGAAAGUCAAAACCUCGAAAGAAGAAGAGAUAAAAACUUUGUGUGUAAUAUUCCUGAUGAUCCGAAAGUGUCUGAAGACUUCUGCCUCAACUCCUGUGUCAGAUAGUUUGUUUAGUCUGGAGUAGGUAUUUUCAAGAACUUAAGUCGAGGUGGAUUUCAUUGAAAACUUUUAGUCUUAAAAAAUAUAAAGACGUCAGUGUAAAGAAAUCUACAUAAGAAGAUAAGGUGAUACAAGCAUCCAAGUGUUAUCUGCUUCGAUGGAAAUAUAGAGCCCAAAAGAUUCUAACAAUUACACAAAAGAGCUCCUUCAGUCUGAUCAAUAAAAUACCUUUAGUUUGAAGCAGCACUAGAAGUAUUAUGAUCAUCAUCUUUUGUAUUUGGAUGCUUUUGGAUCAUUUAUCCUCACUGUAUUCUCAUUGUUUUCAGAUCCAUGUGAAAAUAUCAUAGAUUUGGCUUUGUUUUCAGAAUUUUGUACUCCACUGUAGUAAAAGAAAACACUGUGCAUGCAUCACACAUUUUAAAAUCUUUCACUCUGGUGCUGUAUUUUCUCUCUCUCUCUCUCUGCAGGAGCUGAUCACUGCUUGGUACAUUGGCUUCCUAUGUCUCAUUCUUGCCAGUUUCCUGGUUUAUUUGGCAGAGAAAGAAGACAAUGAACAAUUUGAGACUUACGCAGACGCCCUCUGGUGGGGACUGGUGAGACAUUUUACACAAAGACUCAGAUUUGUCCAUCAAGUUUGGCGUGAACUUUUCAAACUGUAACCUCAUUUAGUCUGAUGGCAAAGAGAAGCCGAAGCUAAAGUAAUGACUGCUCUGUGUCUGUUCUAGUUUGUCUGGCUGCCAUUUCCUUAUUUACAGAACUAUCUGAUUGGUUAUUGAUCUUCUCUGCCAGAUCACCUUGACAACCAUUGGAUAUGGGGACAAGUUCCCCAUCACCUGGAACGGGCGUCUGCUGGCUGCCACUUUCACGCUGAUUGGAGUGUCAUUUUUUGCUCUGCCUGCUGUGAGUCACUCCGAUGUUUCCACAGGUUUACCUGAGUCGGGAGGUUAACCCUCACCUGGUUCAUCCUGCUCACCUGUUUGUCUGUCCGUCUGUCUGUCUGUCUCUCAGGGGAUCCUGGGUUCUGGCUUUGCCCUGAAGGUUCAGGAGCAGCACAGACAGAAACACUUUGAGAAAAGACGAAACCCAGCAGCUGGACUCAUACAGGUAAACCAACACUGUUUCCCAGAGCCCUAAUCAAAUCAGGUGAAAACAUACAGACAUGAAACACAUUAAAAAAAAUUCAGAGCAGCUUUUUCUUCUUGAGGCGAUCAAUAUCUAAGAAGUGUAUCCAGUAUUAAAGUAAAUAAAUUCACUCAGAAGUUCAAGAAAGAUGAUGCUACCUAACUGAUAAUUUACCCAUUGGCCUCCUGCCGACAGAAACUGCUAAUGGAUCCAUUUCAAAAUGAAUCUGUAGCACAUAUUUAGUUUAGUUAUCUAUACAAACUUCUGUUAUAUUUUAACGUGACCAUCUAUCAAACCUGUGUGUUUAUGUACAAAUAUGUAAACUUAAUAAAGACCCGCCUAGCAAAGAACUUCUUCAAAUCUUCUCCUGACAUUCAUCCAUUUAAGAAACAACACUUUUUUACCUGUUUUAUGGGUAAAAGACAUUUGUGUUUGGUAGAUUACUGUUUAGUUGUAACAAUGCUACAGUUGGAAAGCCUGUCUAUUUCCCUUUUGAAUGGUGCCAUGUUUGUAAGGAACAUUCAUUUGUUGGAUGAGCAGCAGAGCUCAGUAUGUGGGUUGUGCUGAAAAAUUAUCCAAAUCUUCUCUACCAGUGCCAAACAGCUUCUGCCAUUGACUCUUGUGGUGUUGUUUGGUAGAUUGGAGGUUUGAAGUCUGAAGAAGCAAGUAUCAGUCAGAGGAAAGAAACCCUUAUGAUGUUUAGUCGUCUAAACUGGAAUUACAUCACUCACUUCUACUUCUAAAAAAGUUAAUGCCCCAAAAUUGUAAAUUAAACUAUUAAACUAUAAAUCUUAUUUCAACAACACAAAUUUCAAAUUUCUACAUUUAAUUGAACUCUGUUAAUGUCUGCUGAAAGACUCCGGGUUGGGGCGGCACAGUGGUGUAGUGGUUGGCACUGUCACCUCACAGCAAGAAGGUCCUGGGUUUGAAUCUGGGUCAGGGUGUUUUUUUUUUGUGUAGUUUGCAUGUUCUCCCUGUAUCUGGGUUUACACUGGUUUACUCCUGUUUCCUCCCACAUCCCAAAAACAUGUAAAAUUGGGGUUAGAUUAAUUGGUCACUUUUAAAUUGCCUGUUGGUGUGAAUGUAAGUGUGGAUGGUUGUUCUUCUAUGACUUGUCCAGCGUGUCCCCUGCCUUUGCCCCAAGAUGCUGAGAUAGGCUCCAGCGCCCCUGCGACCCCCCAAGGGGAUAAGCGGUAGAAAAUGGAUGGAUGGAUGGAUGGACUCGGGGUCUAAACAUGAGUCUAUUAAUGGUUGCCUUUAUAUUUCAGGAGAAGUUGACGUGUAUUGUGCAAUAGCUCUACUUUAUUAAACUUAACAGUUGGUUUAUGUAACAUGGUACAAUAACUGCUAACAGGGGUUUUGUGGAGUUUUGCUACCUUGUCAAAGAUGCAUCUACAGCACAAAUCAAUAGAGGGCUAAUUACACAAAGAGCUUUGAGUUUUAUGAACAUUAAUUAUGUAUGAUAAUAAAAUGACGUGAAUGUAUAUGUUAACUGUGUAUUUACCUAAGCACACGUUGUAGGGUGCUUUGUUUUCAGGUGUCCUUUAAAAUCUGUACGAUUUUUUGUCCCAUCUGAAAUCCACCCCACUCUGUUCUAAUCAGAAAUGAUUCACUCAGUCUUGUAUUUUCAAAAUGUGUCUACAGGUCAUCUUAUGUCUUCAGGACCCAGGUCAUAAUGAGGCCCUUAUACUUGUGAUGCCUGCUGUCAGCAGAGCCGCCUUUUUUGUCUGAUUGUUAUUGUCAGUAAUUAUGAACAUAGAUUUAGCCAACAUUUAUAUUGUUUAUUUGCCUACCAGAAGAACUAGAGGAUCAAUAAAUCAUAAUAGAAGGAAUAUCUACACUAAUAAUUAGAUUUAAUGAGAACUCUGUCUUUCCUUUGACAAUACUGUGGAAUAUCUGAAGUUAUCCAACAGUCCAGAGCUCAGUUCUCCAUUUCAAUCAACUUCGUAAUUGUUAUAUGAAUGACAUUUUUCCCUCUGUCUCCUCAGGCUGCAUGGAGAGUUUACGCCACCAAUCUGGCCCGAACUGAUCUGAACUCAACAUGGGAUUAUUAUGAGAGAACUGUCUCUGUCCCCAUGUACAGGUGAGAGUCUGUUUGUCCAAUUAUAGACUUUUAAACUUCUUAUCAUCAGGAGUUUUAUAAUAGUGCAACUCAUAUCGAAUAAAUCUGUCACUAUGUGUCUCCAGGUUGAUCCCGCCUCUCAAUCAACUGGAUUUGUUGAGGAACCUCAAGAACAAAUCAGGACUGUCAUUCAGGUCUGAGAAGUUUUAUAAAAUUUUAAUACAAUUUUAUAAUGUAAUAUUUAAAAAAUCGACUGCAAUGCAACAGUGUCUCAUAUUUCUAUAGUGUUUGAACUUGAAUAAGGACCGAAUCCUUCUUCUGUCUUUUCAUUUGUCUGCAGGAAGGACGCCCAGCCUGAACCAUCUCCCAGGUCAGAGUCCAGAAUUUGAUCUUAUAAUCAAGUCCCCACUUGCAGUAACUGACUUAUCUCUGCAGAGUCUGUGUGGUAGUUGUCUAGUUUAAUCCCUGAGUCAGUUUAUUUCAGAAUGAUGCUUAUCCUCAGUUUGUGUUCAGUUUCCCUGUAGGCUUCUGUAACGGUACCCUAACUGAGCAGACUGACUCCAUUUGGAUCCAUCAUUUUGCCUUUGUCAGAUGUCUAAACCAAAUGCCCAUAUCAAGUGCAACUAGAUUCCACCUGGAUUAUCACAUGGACCAAAUCAUCAGUCAUUGAAUGAAUUCUCUGAACACACCCCUUCCUAAAGAUUACUGGCUUAUGUUACAGUGAAUGCAUUAACAUACAGGGCUCUAUUUUCGUGUACGCCGGUGAGGUGGCGGAGGGUGGCGGACCCCGCGCAGUUGUAUUUUCAUCUGGCGGAGCCCGGCGUACAGCCAGUUUGGUAUUUUCGUGGACUGAGGCGCAUGGUGGUGAGUUGUGAUCCGCUAAGCCGGGCGUGGUGGCGUGGCAGGGGGAGGUGUCAACAGAAUCAGCAGGCGCAGUGACAUAUUCGUGCUCGCCGGUGGCAUGUAAAGUGCGCUGAAAGCUCGCCGAUUCAAACCUAGCUUUCAGCGCAUGUGGAGCGCAAGUGGUCUAGAGGUAUUUUGGUAGACCGGCGGCGUAUCGGCAUACGUUACCGAUGCCUCACCGGCAGGUUUCCACAGUGUCAGGCACAUUUCAGUGCAAUAAAUAAUCAUCAACAACUAAUAAUCUGAGUGAGCACAUACGUUUAGAUCUACAUAAAUAUAUUCUGAUCUAUAUCUGAUCUGAUGAGCACGUCUGGCACGCGUUUGGACACACAAUCUGACCGAAUCAACACAGCUGAAACCGCAUUAAAUUAAAUUAAAUAUCUAGUAAAUAAACACACAUGAUGAAGUUAACAAGAUAUGUAAUUCGUCUCCCUCCUUUUCUUUCUUCCUCUUCCUCUUAUUUCUCGCGCAGCUCGACCUGGACAUGUCUCUGUGUCCUCUCUCCGUCCUGCUGCUGCAGCUGCUGCUGCUACAGAUGAUUUGUUUCAGUGAUCAGAUCAUACGGAUAUUAUAAUAUUCAGUUUUGUGAGCCAAAUUUAUUUUAUAUGCCAACAUCUAUGAAAGAAAGAGCCAGGCCACGGAGCGCGAUGCGUCAUUUACGCACAGAUGGUUCCGAUUUUAAUGGCAUUUUUGGAGUUUAUGUUGUGAUCUGUGCGCACAACCCACCUUUGUCUUGUGAGGUUUGAAUAUAUGCAACUUUAUGUGAGUGUCUUUAUUUGUGGAAAAGGGUGUUUGUCUUACCAGUGAUCCAACAUUUGAGAGAGUGUGGAGGACGCCCAAUGCAGCACUUACAGUGACACUUGUUGAGGAGCUGCCUUCUGUCGCCAUCGUGUGGCAUUGCUGUAUUCAGACAUCUCUUGAUCUCUUUGACUACUUCACGAAAAUAGUAAUACGCCUCGCCGGUGGCGAAUUUAAAGGCGAGGAGAGGAGCUCAGGUGAUGGUGAAAACAGGUCUCGGCUGUGUAAAACCCACUCCACGCCCUCUCUCCUCCCUCGCUACGACUUAUGCCGCUGGGAGGAGCUGAGUUAGGGAGGGGGGAUACUUACGCCGGGCUGCGCCGCUCACCAAAAUACCAAAUUAUGCUUGGGAAUGCCUUGUCGGCGCGGCGGACCUGACUUACGCCGCGUCUGCGGCGAGGCACGAAAAUAGAGCCCACAGAGUUAAGUUGAUCUAUUGUUAAAGUUCAAUUGUGAGAUCUAACUGGACUACUCCCUUGUGUUGGUCCCGAUGUUCCAGAAUCUCUUGAUUGUCAAAAGCAUGUCGACCUCUGCUACGAUAGUUGACCCUUUUCAGCUCACUACCAUCAGGCUGACUCCUGAUUCAAAUCCUAUGUGUCGUCAUCUAUCAAAGCAAUCAACAAGCGCAUUAUCAUUACAGGUCCUAUGUCAAACAGAAAGCAAAUGACUGUAAAGCUCUGUACUGAUGAGGUAGCUUUUUAUUACCCUCCCCUUUCUUCUGUAACGUAUUUUUUUUUUUUUACUACAAAGGCUGUCACUCUUAAUCCAAAAUUAGAACCUUAAUUUGAACUAUGGGGGGAAAGUCCUCCAUUUUCCAAAAAUGGAGUUGGAAAAAAGCAAAAUCGGAGGCAGAAAUGAGAUGGCUACAUCUAUGAAAGGGGAUGCUAAAAUAACUUAAUAUAACUAAAAUAGCAAGUGCUAAAAUAACUUGCAUAUUAAAUUAACUGUAAAAGAUAAAACUUGUUAGACAAAGGACAGUCAGGCCCUUUCUCCUUAGUCUUUCAACUUUUUUAGAUCAUUUUAAAUAAUAUUUUUUCUGUCUGUCUUUUGGUCUUUCAUCCCAGCAGUCAGAAGGUCAGUCUGAAGGAGAGGGUCUUCUCAUCCCCCAGGAGUUCAGGGACCAAAGGGAAGGGGUCUCCUCAGCACGGUAAGUGUUUGAGCUGUUUUCAAAUGUCACAGAUGUUGGACAUUUUACAGGGAACAGAUUCAUUAUUUAGGAAGUUUUUUCUGAAGAGACACACUCGUCCUGACAACGAGUGAGAACCAGAUGAUCUACCUCUUUCCCCGCACCUAUCCUCUUAUGAUGUACUGUAAUUCCAGGAGCUGGUUUGAAGAAAACCUGCAUCCUUUGGGGACUAUUACCAAGGCAACUGACACGCAUCGCAAUCCACAGUUCAAAUCCUUUUUGUCUUUACCUGUCUCUAGUGGUUCCCGCUGGCACUCCCUCUGUGGGUCCUAGCCCUGGUGUGGGUUCUGGAGUUCCUGGGACCAUGGGGGGCGUACAGGCUUUGCGCAGGUCCCCAAGCAUGGAGCCAAGUCUUGAAGACAGUCCCAGCAAAGUACCAAAGAGUUGGAGCUUUGGAGAACGUAGCAGAACCAGACAGGCCUUCAAGAUCCGGGGAGCGGCUUCACGCCAAAACUCUGAAGGUAACAGAGGCUGAGUCCGACCAGUCAGAGAAAACAUACACCAAGUGUAAAACUCAGUCAGGUGGAGCUCUAACACCCAAAACAAAACAAAACAAAACAAAACAAAACAAAGCAAACAAACAAACAAACAAAACAAAUAACCCAAGCUGCCAACACUGAGGAGACCUGUCUACCCAUUAGACAUCUGCAUUAAUGGUCCAGUCUUGGUCAGCACACUGUUUUCAACUCAAGACAAUGCAUCAGAUAUUUCUUUUACCUGCAACACAACACAGUCCAAAAGAGCAACAUAACCCUCUUAGUUUUUUCUUCUGCAUUCCCAUUUUGUUUUUUUUGUUCAAGACUUUUCAAGACUCGUAUCAAAGUCAAAUCGGGGAUCUUCUCACAACAGCCAAAUAUUUAUACAACUCUUAUUUUGUUAAAGGAAUAGUUAAUGAUGGAUUUUAUUAACUCAUAGUGAAUGCAUUCAAAAAUGUGGAUACAAACUGUGCAUCAUCAUCCUCAAGGAUGGUCUGAUCAUGUCCUCAACGUGCAGUGGGCCCGACAAAUUUGCUGUACUCAUUUCAUCACCUGACCUCUGCAGUUUUUUGUAACUCUGACUUUUAAGCACACAUAACCAUACCAACAUUUCUGCACAACUCUGCAGGAAGUGCCUGAUUUUGAAUGCAGCUGACGCACACUCUUCAUUCUGCUGUGCCUGCUUUUUGUGACCUCUCUGCUUUGUGAGUGUGUGAUGCACGACCCUGCUGCAGGUCUACAGCUUUUUCAACAUCAGCCACAGAGACAGAGAGAAAAGGAGAAACAGACACAGCAAUGUAACUGGGUCACAACUGUCUUUUUAUCCAAAUCAUCUUAAGUUCACCGUCUAGUGUCCACAUAUGUUGACACUUUAAUGACUCAGCUGGACCUUGAACAAUACACAACAUCAUUUACAUAUUUAGUAAAACACCACAGGAAGUUGAAAUCAGCUGAGCACGCUGCAGUUUUCAAUCUCCUCUGUCAUGUGAAACUAAAUGUGGAACAAUGAAGCAUCAGCAGUUAGGCAUCUCUAAAGGGCAUACUGAGCCUUUGGCGCAACAACGGUAACAACUACCUCAAAACGAGUGGCUGUAAGCCUAUAAACUUGUAUUUUUUUUUAUUGUGUCCAUGAUCUGAUGUAAUUGAUAGUUUUCUAAUGAUACCACUUGCUCGUUACGCACAAGGAAGAAUAGUCCUUCAAGCGUCAGAUACAACCAAUAGCUAAUACAGAUCAUUUCGCCAAUUUAUGCAGUGGGCCAAUUUUAACUUCCAGGUUUGUUAUAUAUGUAUAUAUGUAUAUAUAUAUAUAUAUAUAUAUAUAUAUAUAUAUAUGUAUACUACCACAGAUUAAGAUCACUAAUUAAAAAAAAAUUAGAUUUUUUUUUAUUGACUUCAGUUCAAAGUACUUUGAAUGCACUGCAAAGGUGACAGAGGUUGUACUGUCUAGCAGGAGCCUGUAGCUCUCCUGGCUGGCUCGCCAAAUGGGGUAGAUUGCAUGUUAUCUUUAAGGUUUAUAAGUUCCUGAGUAAAGUAAAUCUUACUUGAUCUAACAGUUGAAGAGCUGCAGCUGGAUACCUUGAAAUCCUUUCCCAUCCUUGAGAAGAAAUCCAGACACCCAACCAAAAAACAAAGAAACAAAAAAAAAAAACACAGGUUGGAUGGCAUUUCUUCAGUCCACAUCACUUACUUUGUACAGUUUCGAAUUACAAACAAAGCUGAACUGUUUUGUGAAGAUGCACUAAUUAACACAAAGGCCACUAAGGUAUCGGUGGAGUAGCUAAAAGCAUAGAUUCAGUGGCGACAAAAAAGAAGUAGGAAGUAGAAGCUGCCCCAAAGCUUACACUUAAUGCCAUAACUCUUUGAAUGAUUCUCUUUUUUUACUCUUUUCCUUCACAUUACAGAAAGUCCAAGACAUGACUGCCAGCCUCUCCUUGUGGCUCAAUUUCUCUCCGUCAUCCUUUGGAGCCAUCUGUUCCAGCAUAGCUUUCCCUAAAUUCCUGUGACCAAUCUCUGAUAACAAUGGUUGGCAUGUCCAGCAGGAUCCUAUAGCUCUCCUGGCUGACUUGCCAAAUGGGGUUGAUUUUUUUCUGCAUAGUUUUCUGAAUGCAAAAUGCUGAUUAAAGCUUAAAAGUUCCCUUAUGAAAUCAACUUUAAAGAAAUCUGACAGACGGAGAUCUGUGGAAGGGCACCUUGGAGGAUACCUUUACCUAAGUUGUUGGGACAGGUCUCUGAUACCAACUUCAAUGUCAGGUCAUAAGUCAGUACAGUGUGUCAAGAUAAACUCUCGAUCUAAAAGUUGUCCUUCAACCUACACAUGCUUGUCAUUUAAACAAUACUGCUCCCCAACAUUAUCAGCUCCUUUGGUUUUCAUACAUGAAGCUAACACUCUUGCUACAAUCUGAUUGUUAGUAUUUACCAUAUUUCAGCUGCCUUGAUCAAUAAUUCUCAUCAGCCUUGGUUUCUCCUGUGGUUUUGGUGCAAGCUUGCCUUGUUUCUUCUCUCAGGCAAACAGGAGACUUAUUUUACAUCAGUGUACUGUUACUUCACAGUGCUGUAAACAAAGACCAGUGAAGUAACAGUAUGCUGCUGACAUCUUUCUAACCUGCAGGUUAUAGCAUAUUAUAUUUAUGGCUCUGUUUUCCUCCUUUUUCCCCCAUAAGUCAUUGUCAGCAGCUACAACUCUUGGUAGAACAACAUACUGAUGAAAACGCACUAUUGUGGAUGUUAAACGGGGUCAAAAUUAUCCAACUUAAUAAAUCUUCCACUUUAACUAAACAAAAAAGCACUGAGCUAAAUUUUCCACUCUAAACCAGCAGGUUAUCCAUUUAAAAUGAUGCUGUCAUACUUUUCAUCUGUCAUCAUCAAAUCUUGAGUGAUAAGGAGAGAACUAUGAAGGAGAGUAGAGGAAAGGGAAAAGAGGAAAUGGUCCUAAGAGGAAACAUGGCAACUCUCAUCCGCUGACUGGUUUUAAAUAGUUUUUGCCUCCUUUUUUUGCCUUUUGUUGCUAUUUUACCAGUUUGGGAAACUUCUGGACCUGCAAAUUAAAAAAAAAAUAAAAACAACUCCUUUGACUCCUAGCCAUAGCUGCAUGAUGAACCCUGAUAAGUAGUUGGUAUCCUAUUAGCGUGUGUCUUUAUUAUUUGUUUGACUAUUUGUGCUAGGAAAAAAAAAAACAUUUCCCCCUGGUGUUUGUGCAAAGCCAGUUUUAUGGUCUUAUCCUGCUUGCAAUGUUCGAUUUUGACUAGGCCUCCCUUGCUUCCAGUGUUUGUGCUUUGCUAUGCCUAUAGUAGUUCCCUGAUUGCAGUUUGUGCUCAGAAAGUCUGGUUGUUUUCCCUGCCUGUAGUGUUUGUGCAAAGUUAGAUUAACAGUUUCCAGUGCUUUCAGUCUUUGAGCGAUCUCUUUUAAUGUCCAUGUAGAUUCUCAUUCAUCCAGGUCAUGGUUAUCUUGAAGACUUAAAAACAGGCAACUGGACUGUGUAGAGUUGAGAAGACGUUUCGCCUCUUAUCCAAGAAGCUUCUUCAGUUCUAAAAGUGCUAGUGUCAGGAGCAGAUGACACUAGCACUUUUAGAACUGAAGAAGCUUCUUGGAUAAGAGGCGAAACGUCUUCUCAACUCUACACAGUCCAGUUGCCUGUUUUUAAGUCUUCAAGAUGAUCUCUUUUAAUGCUCUCAGUACUCCUUUUAAGCUAAGCUAACAGCUUUCACCUGCACCCAUGAUCUAUGCUAAGCUAGGCAAGCAGUUUUCCCUUGCUUCCACCUUUUGUGCUCGACUCCUCCCUCAGUUUCCCUGCUUUCAGUGUUUGUGCUCAGCUCAGCCAAAAGCAUUUAAUCUGACAUUGACAUGGAAACAGGUUGAUGUUGAUGUUAUCUGUCACUAAUGUCGUUGAUGAGAAUCAAAUCAUGGUGGUUUCGUUGAUUUUGAAUAGAUUAAAAUCUGCCUCUGAUGAAGGUUUGUCUCCUCUCUCCUCCUCCUCCUCCUUCUCCUCCUGUAGUGCUGAUAGAGAUGCAGGAUGAAGAGUUCAGACAGAAGGGCUCCCCAGGUCAGCACACAUGCACCAACACAUACACACUAACCCAAUUUUAAUCAAUUAAUAUUUAAAAAAUACAUAAAAUAUUGACAUUUAAUCAAGUUGCAUUAAAUUGUAUUAACCCCAAUAUCUAAAUGAUCCAUGCCUUUGGGUAUGAUGGGCAUCUUUUCAGGUGCUUAGUGAGCAAUUAGCAAUAGAUAAAAUCCCGCCAUAACUGUUGCCUCCAUGCAUUGCUAACAGUCCAAGUAGGAACUUCAGAUUUUGUUAUCAGAUCAAAAUCCAAACAAAAUUUCACCCUUUGCGAAAUAAAUGCAAAUCCCUGUUUGACGGUAAAUGAUAAGUUACAGAGAGGCUUUACUCUGGUUUCAUUCAGUCGUACGAACCUGAAAAAGAAACCAAUUUUCCUGGGUGUUCAAUGCAGUUAACAGGUCAUAUGUUUACCCCAUCUGUCCUCAAGGGCAGAAGGAACCAUUUCAUCUUUGUUUUAUUGAAUGGGGGUCAGACUGAACCUCUCUUAAGUCAGGGAAUCCAAACCCUGAUUGACUUUAGUGAGUUAGCACAACUGUUUGAUCUAGAACAACUAUUAGCUCCACUUGCACACAAAUAUCUGUUCAUAGAGAAUAAUGAAUGGUCGUUGGGUUACUGCUGGAUGCUGAGACCUCAUUAUGGUGGGAUGAGUCCCAGCUGGUUUUGCUCUCCAUGGUUUUUCUUGCAUACAUUCAAAUUGAAGCUACAGAAACCAGAGCACUUCUUAUGAUGAACUCCAGACCUCUGCUUGAAAAUCUCCCUUCAUAUGUGGGGUCUGUAAACACAAAUCAAAUCAAGAUACGUCUGCUUAUACAGAGUAUAGUCUCAGCUUGGGAGGAAAGUUCUGCAUGACACUGAUGUUUAAAUAGUAGGAUAUAUAUCCAGAAGGCCAUAGCUGGACAUGUCUGAACUUUUUGUUCUGUCUCUGGUCUGCCUGCUUUUAUGCAACAUAACGUUACGCUGGCCUCACACCGGAUGUGCGAAGGCUGACAAGUGGCUUAGUUUUUAUUUCAGCAUGGAUGCUGUCAAAAUCAAACCUUUUGCACCGCCAUUGUGAGUGCUGGUCUUGUGUCGGUCUCACAUGCCAAAAAUUUAGGGAAGGCUGACCUAUCUUUUCUGCGAGAUCUAGUCAAAAACCUUCAGAAAAAUGGCAAGGCAUUUAUAUCAUAAGCUUGAAAAAUGUACUGUGAGAGCAUUGUUGUAAUGCAUUUUAAAGCAUAGGUCAAGUCUGUCUGGAAAGACUCCAAACAAAAGCUUUUACUCUGAAGAUGACGGAACAGUCAUCUGGCUAAAGAAGUGAUUUGCACAGGACAAAAUGUUGUCAUAAAUCACAUAAGCUGCAAAUAUGCUUUGUUUACUCGGCCUGUUGGAUAAUAUUAGGUUGUGAAAAAUGUAUAUUUUUAGGAGUAUGCAUCUGCUCCUGGUCAGCUGGUAUGUCUGUGUUAAUCGAGCACUAAUUUUUAAUGUAAACAAGAUCAUUUUCCAAUGAUAUCAUCUACCAGUGUCACCGUUGCGACUCCCAAAAUUUACUUCAGGUAUGAAAAAAAGUAAACAAUGGCAUUGUGAGUCAUAAGGCUUUACAUUAUGUUCUCUCUUUAUAACUAUCUGUGUGUCUGUGCACAAAGUCCCUGCUUUUUACAAUAUAAUAUUUAUGUUUUUAAUAUAAAUCUAAUUGUUUUUCUGGAAGCUUUACCAUCUGAACCAGUCCUUCAUAGGUCUGAUAAAUGACCUGUUGAUUGAAGAGUACUAAUUAUUAUUUUAUUAACUUGCACUUAUUAUGAUUUACAGCAGCCUGAGUAAACACCAUGAUGGCAGGCACUGCAGCCGUCAUGUAUCCAGCGGUAAAGCCUGUGUAAUAAAACCUGCAGUCUGCCGUUGCUCAACCUUCAGGUAGGGGGCGCUGAAUGACACAGUCUUCAGGCAGUGUGUUGCUGUUUCAGAUGCCAGCAUACCCGGUGAAGAUCUGGUUGACGACAACAAGAGUUGCCACUGUGAGUUUGUCCCUCAGGAUCUGACCCCGGGGUUAAAGGUCACCAUCAGAGCCAUCUGGUACGGAGUGUUCGUGUUCAGCCUCUUUCAGAAAACCAUUUUGUUUUGUCAUCGAUCAUCGCUUUACUCACUGUUUAUUUGCUGGUUUAUGCACUGAACUCAUUAUGCUUUUAUUCACAUUAUUUUUUUGUUUGUUUUGUCAGUUUAUUUUGUGCUCACCCCAGGGUCAAAGGUCACCAUCAGCUGCUGGGUAAGGCCUGCCAGUCUGACCUCCAGUAGAUUUCACUGUUUUCUGUUGUUUCACAGUUUAUUUUCUGUUUUUGUUGUUUGCUACUAAAGCUGCUCCAUCACUCUGCUGGAGAGACAUUUGCUCAUUUAUCUACUACUUUUAUUAUUGUUAUGAUUGAUUAUUAUGAUACACUUUGCUGUUGAUAUCCCUCAAGAAAUGUUAACACAUAACAGUACAAGUGUAGCAUAAAGCUUGUCUAUCAGUGGGUCUGUAUUCCUGGUCUAGGUAAGGAGCCUUUGUAUCAUCCAUCAAUUCCCGUCACUGCUGGUCCUGGUCCUGGUAAAGUGAAUGAAUGACACCCCAAAAGCCACAAAUUAGGACUGUGUCUGACACAGAGCUCUGAUUUGUGAUGAUAUCUGGCCCAAAGUUGACCAGACAUGGUCUGAUUUUUCUGUUUUACCAGCAAGUUAAAAGUGUGAUUUGGUCAAAGUGUGACAUCAAAACCAUUGCACCAUCAUCUGAACCAACUCCAGACUCUGGCUCCAAUGGUGCCACCAGCAUAUGAUGUCAACACUUGUCACUGUGUGCAAAUCCCUGUUUCAAAAGCAGUUGAGAAAGGAGCAUCAGCUCUUCUUUCCCAACUCUCUGUAAAUGUUACUGAACCCUGCAGACCAGUUUCUGGAGUUUGUGAAGUGAAAAGUUGUCCCAUUCUUGCCUGAUAUAAGAUUUCAGCUGCUCGCAAGUUCAGGGUCUCCUUUGAUGUAUAUUUGUGCCAUGAUGCUCCAAAUGUUUUCAAUGGGUGACAAGUCAGGACUGCAGGCAGACCAGUCUAUCAGCAGGACUUUUCUACUACAGAGCCAUGCUGUUGUAUUACCUACAGAAUGUGGUUUGUCAUUGUCUUGCUGGAAUAUGAAGGUCUUCCCUGAAAAGGUCAUUGGGCUCUAUUUUCGUCCGCGCCGGUGAGGCGGCGGAGGGCGGCGAGCCCCGCGCAGUUGUAUUUUCGUCUGGCGGAACCCGGUGUAAGGCGAGUUUGGUAUUUUCGUGGACUGAGUUGCACGGAGGCGAGCCGAGAUCCGCCAAGCUGGGCGUGGUGGCGUGGCAGGGGGAGGUGUUGACAGAAUCAGCUGGCGCAGUGACAUUUUCGUGCUCGCCACUGGCGUGUAACGUGCGCUGAAAGCUCGCCGAUUCAAACCUGGUCAGCUUUCAGCGCAAGGCGGAACGCAGCUGGUCUAGUAGUAUUUUGGUAGACCGGCGGCGUAUCGACAUACGUCACUGAUGCCUCACCGGCAGGUUUCCACAGUGUCAGGCACAUUUCAGUGCAAUAAAUAAUCAUCAACUAUUAAUCUGAGUCAGCACAUACAUUUAGAUCUAUAUCGAUAUAUUCUGAUCUAUAUCUGAUCUGAUGAGCGCGUUUGGCACGCGUUUGGACACACAACCUGACCGGAUCAACACAGCUGAAACCGCAUCAAAUUAAAUUAAAUAUCUAGUACAUAAACACACAUGAUGAAGUUAACAAGAUAUGUAAUUCGUCUCCCUCCUUUUCUUUCUUCCUCUUCCUCUUAUUUCUCGCACAGCUCGACCUGGACACGUCUCCGUGUCCUCUGUCCGUCUUGCUGCUGCUGCAGCUGAACAGAUGAUUUGUUUCAGUGCUCAGAUGCGUUAUCUACUUUAAGCCGACAUACGGAUAUUAUAAUAUUCAGUUUUGUGGGCCAAAUUUAUUUUAUAUGCCGACAUCUAUGAAAGAAAGAGCCAGGCCACGGAGCGCGAUGCGUCAUUUACGCACAGAUGGUUCCGAUUUUAAUGCCAUUUUUGGAGUUUAUGUUGUGAUCUGUGCGCUCAACCCACCUUUGUCACGUGAGGUUUGAAUAUGAACAACUUUAUGUGAGUGUCUUUAUUUGUGGAAAGGGUUGUUUGUCUUACCAGUGGGUCCAACAUUAUGCACACUAAAUCCAUCUGUGCUCAUAUGAGAGAGUGUGGAGGACACUUGUUGAGGAGCUGCCCUCUGUCGCCAUCUUGUGGCAUAACUGUCUUCAGACAUCUCUUGAUCUCUUUGACUACUUCAUGAAAAUAGUAAUACGCCUCGCCUGUGGCGGAUUUAAAGGCAAGGAGAGGAGCUUAUGUGAUUGGUGAAAACAGGUCUCGGCUGUGUUAAACUCACUACACGCCCUUUCUCCUCCCCGUCUACGAUUUAUGGUGCUGGGAGGAGCUGAGUUAGGGAGGGGGGAUACUUACGCCGGGCUGCGCGGCUCACCAAAAUAUCAAAAUGUGCUUGGGAACGCCUUGUCAGCGCGGCGGAUCUGACUGACGCUGCGCUUGCGGCACGUCUCCGGCGAGGCACCAAAAUAGAGCCCAUAGUCUGGAUGGCAGCAUAUGUUGCUCCUAAAUCUGUUGAUAUUGCUCAGCAUUGAUAGAGCCUUCAUAGACAUGGAAGCCACCUAUGACAUGGACACUUAUGAUCCCCAUACUAUCAAGGAUUCUGACUUUGGACUGUGCACUGAUAAGACAAGUGAACCCUCUCUUCUGAAGAUGCAAGAUCCAAAGUUUAAUGCAACAGACCACAGGACAGCUUCCCAAGGGGUUGGGGUCUUGACAAGUCAGUAGAGUUUAUAUUUGGUUUCCAUUCUGCAUGUUCACUCUUAGUGGAUGCAGUGAUGAGCUGUGUUAAAGGACAAUGGUUUUGGAAAGUGAAUGUACUGAUUUCCACUACAGAGUCAUGAGUGUUUCAAAUGCAGUGCCUUCCUAAAGAUAACUGCCAACCAUAACCCUAACUUUAACUCAAGGUUUCCUCUGGCAUUUCUUCAACAGUCAGCUCCUUAAGAAGGAUCCUGAUUCCUGAUUCAAAGUUGAACCACAAUAGUUGGCUCUGUGAACAGAAAUGAGCGGUGAUUCUACUCCAAGCUCCCCACUCUGUCUUUAAAGGUCCAAACACCCUGCUAAGAAGUUCAGACCCACUGUCAGUAGAAUAUGAUUGUUUAACAUCAGUGAAGCACACAAAGACUGGUCUAGACCAAGUGUGGUCAAUUAGUCCUGUUUGUGUCAGAGACCAGCAGAGCUAGUUCUCACCAUUUGAGGUUGGGUGACUGGACUUCCUGUUCUGUCUCUCUCCCAGUAUCAUGCGUUUCAUGGUGUCUAAGAGGAAGUUUAAAGAAAGCCUUCGUCCCUAUGAUGUCAUGGAUGUGAUUGAACAGUAUUCAGCUGGACACCUGGACAUGCUGGCUCGAAUCAAGAACCUACAGUCAAGGUAAAGACCCGACCCUCCCGUGUACUGGUAUUUCAGCAUUCCCUAAUGGAGAUGGUCGAGUUUUAAAUUAGUUGACUCCAUGUUAUUGUUUUGGGACUCACAGUUUUGUUUUCGAUCGGCAGGGUGGAUCAGAUAGUUGGCCGAGGAACUCCAAUUGCAGACAAGGACCGUCCAAAAGCAGCCAAUGAGGAGCUUCCUGAGGACCCGAGCAUGAUGGGACGUCUGGGGAAAGUGGAGAAGCAGGUGAUCCACAGAAAACAAGUCUGAAAUUGAAAGGACUCGGGCACUGAAAGCGUAGAGUCCACAGUUGUUGGUUUUUCUGAGGUGAUGCCAAAUUUGAUUGGUUCUCUGCAUAUCUUGUGUCUGUCAGGUCCUGUCCAUGGAAAGGAAGUUGGACUUCCUCGUCAACAUCUACAUCCAGCGAAUGGGAAUCCCUCAGGCUGAGACUGAUGCCUACUUUGGGUCCAAGGAGCCGGAUCCGGCCCCGCCCUACCACAGUCCUGUGGAUCAUCUGGAGAAGAGCCAGUCCAUCUCCAAGAUCAUGCAGUCAGUGUCUGCUGUUCACACAUUUUGUUUGUUUAAUUUGUUUAUGACACUUUGUUUACCUUUGUGUUUGUUGUGCAGAUGUUUCUGUUUGUAAGUAUGUUUAUAUUGUGUAUUGUUCAGGGUGAUGCCUGGCGAACAUGUUGAGAAGAGUCGUUCGAUAACGAAAAUGGUCCGUUCCAGCAGCUCUACCGGACACAGGAAUUACAACACCCCUACCUGUCCCCCCUCCACCUCCUGGCAGCCCAUCAGCUCCCAGCUUUGCCAACAGGCUCCACAUCCUCCCCAGCGCAGUCAUGGCAACACUCCAAGUCCAGUGGGGGAUGGGUCUCUGGUACGACUCCCACCCCCUCCGGCUGGAGAGAGGCACAGCGGGAAUCGAUCAAACCGACACAGCACAGGAGAUCGAGGGGGAGGUGAGGGGGCUAAAGGGACUGGAGGAGGAGGUGGGGGAGAAGGAGGGGGAGGAGAAGGGGAGGUGAAGCCGGACAGCGAGACCUCCAUCUCCAUCCCCUCUGUAGACCACGAGGAGCUGGAGCGCUCUUUUAGUGGUUUCUCCAUCUCACAGUCCAGAGAGAAUCUGGACUUCCUCAACAAUGGCUUCUACUCGUCCACGGCCAACAUAGGGGACCACAGAGGAGGGGGAGGAGGCACUGCCCGCUGUGCCACUGUCCGGCCCUACAUCGCAGAGGGGGAGUCGGACUCCGACUCAGAGCUCUGUGCUCCCUCACCUCACACUGAUCGCGCCUGGACUGGAACCCAGUAGGAAGUGAGCAGGAGCAGAACCAGCAAAACAAACGAUAAUCAAAAUGUGACAAAAAACUUUGAAACUGAGGAGUGAAUCAGGUCUGAGGGAACAAAUGGAGUCAAAGAUUUAAACACCAGCUGGGGUUAUGGACUGAAGCAUCAUGGGAACUGCACUGAAAGCACUGGAUGAAGGCCAUGCUGUUUUUAUUCAUGUGAAUGUUUGAACCUGUACAGCAAAUGUUUGUCAUCACUGUCACUGACUUGUUCACUGCUCGGACACGCUCACCUGUUAUAAGUCCACCGCAGUGUUUGCUCACAUCUGACUGCUCCACCGCAUGGACUUAGCAACAUCUGGCAGGUCUACUUCGACAACAUGCUCACCUAUGAUUGGUCCACGGCAGAGACCAUGUCACACCUAACUGGUUCACUGCAGCUUCAUACUGCUCAACAUAACCACAGCUAGUCAUUUUCAUGUCACGUUAUGCUUCACGUUAAAUGUUAACAACAUGCACAGCAGACUGUCAGACCGCAAUGCAAACAUUUUGUCUUUUUGUCCCUAUGUCCUGUUUAGUAUUACAAUACAGUAACCUGAAUUUUUCUGCAAGUAAAAAAACUGUAACUUUGUCAGUCAAGUUUUCCAACAGGGAGAUAACAGAGGAGAAGGAUGUGAUGUUUUCACUCCGCCUGAUCCCGACUUCUUUUGAAAUUUUUACUCAAAAGCUGACAGGAAAGGUUCUCGUAGAGCCAGAGUGAGAUAUUUGUCUUGCAGCACACCCUAGAUUUUCAGGAAAUUUCCAGGAGUCUGGUGCACAUAUGAAUGCAGCGACACAAAUACGAGGGCUCACAUAGGUUCAGACUCCACCAAAUACCUACUUUAAUGUGUGAUUUAAAAGAGAGUCUAUUUGGACCUUGAAGCGUUAUUUGAUGUGAGCAUAAUGCAAAAAAAACUAUCAGUGUUAAAUGUAAAUCACUGAUGUACACCUAUACAGGCUUGCUUGCCUUUCCAUGCAGAUUUAUGUGUGACUAAAAAUAUCACAAUGACUGGUAUCUAUGACUUCAACACUCUUUUUACUCUUCAUUAAUCCUAGUGUUAGAAGUUUGAGCUUUUUGACUGCUAAUCUUACAUAUUUUACUGUAUUUUUAAACUGGAUAUUUAACUUUUACAAGGAUAAAUCUUUAAAAAUGGCCAUGGUUGUCUCAGGUAAACCUCCCAAAACCCUUACUCUACAGAUCAGGACAUAGCCACUAAUAUUAGCUUUAGCUCUGUUAGCAUUGAGGACUAGCUAAACAGAGGUUAUUUUAACCCUAAACGUAUUAUCUCUGCAUAACCUGUAACACCACAAAGUACUGUAGUUAGCUGUUAGUUUCUAGCCAUAGCAGCAUUGGUUUACAUUGUUUGUAGAUAGCUUGUUAACACAAAAAUGCUAAUAUUAGCAGCCGUAAUGAGAAAAUUCAUACAGUUGAAGUCAAUCAUAGCACUUUGCUGGUAAAUUCACAUCGUUGUCCUGCUCAUACUGUAAAGAUUUUACUUCCAUGACCUCCAGCUCACUAUACAUGCCUCCACUUUUUACCAACUCAAGAACAAAUGAAUCAAUGCAAAAUGUUAAGAACAAUAAUACAAAGAUAAUAUUAUAAUCAUACAAUGAUAUGCUCUGGGAAAUAAGUAAGGGGUAAUUUACAGUGAAUAGAUUUUUAUGCAAAUUAUAAUCUUGACAGUGUGAGCAGGACCGUGGUACAAAGUAAAGGGAUUUUUUUUCAUACUGAAGGAACUCUUUAAGUUGCAGAUCCUCUGCUCACUAUACAUCACCCACUUAUUACCAGGCCACCAACUAAAGACGUAUAAAAGUUGACACAAAUAUGAUUUUAUAAAUAACUAUCUCUACAGGUAUAAUAUUGCUAUGACAGAAAUAGAUCCCUAUCAGCCUCCAAGAUUAAACAGAAUAUUUCAAUACAUUUUCAAGUUACAACAUUAACCUGCUCAUUUGAUCUAAUUCACAUUCACAUUCACCUUCUGCACAUGCUACACAGCUUUCAUUCCGGGCUUUGGCCCAGAAGUGAAACAGCAUAAGAAACCAGAGGGUGAUCAAUUGUCAGUGAGUUGGUUUUUGCCAGAUGCUUGUAUUACCAAGACAAAGACAGUAGUCCAGUUAAAUCACCCGUUCAAACUAUUGACUUUACUGUACAUGUAAACAUACUGAUUAUUUCUCUACUCUUUAGACCAGCCUGAGAUGGACACUCAUGUUUUUAGGCAGGGGUGGAAAGUGCUGGUCUCCUUUCUGGUUUGAUGUACUGUGUUUGAUCAGGUAAUCCCUGGUGUCACUGGUGUUAUUGAGAUUUUUUCACUGUGGUUUUGGGGAUGUGGACCAAUCACAAUUUAGUAUCUAACACAGCUGGGUAAUCAUAUUAGCUCAAUUACAAUUAAGAUAAUCAGCUUGGAUUCAGUGAAUGGUAAGUUAAGAGUGGUUUUUGUGAUUCUUAUCCGAUUUCUUGUAAAAUUCAGCAAAAAUAGCAACAGGAAUGUAAACGACACAAUGUUGAUGAGAAAACACAGAUCUGUGGAGCAAGACAGUGUUUGGAGGAUCGGUGUCACUUCAGGAAACUAAAAUACGUCAAAAUUACCAAAAAAAUGUAUCAACUUCAGCCUGAGGUCUUUGCUUAGUUUAACAUGUUUGACCAGCAUUGAAAAUAAAUGUUAAGUUUGUUCUGAGGGGGCACCAAAGGUAUGAUUGUUAAGCCCCGCCCACAAACACUACUGUUAAUAAAAGGCUACAAGAUGAAACAAAAGAAGGACAGACUUGUCUAUGUCUGGCUGAUUUUUGAAUGAUCAUCCUGUGAUUAUUUCAUCAGCGCUUCACUGAUGACCUUUUGUUUUUAAAAUUAAUUUGAACAGAUACUCUUCAUUCACUGUCUAUCUUGUUUAUGGCCUUUUAAAAGUUUUUCUUUUCCAGAAGAGAAACUUCAGAGCAUCUGGAGAGGAAAAUUAAUUCGUGUAUCAUCUCCCUGUCCAUCUGUGUGCCUAACUUCAGUCUGUCCUGAGAUGAUGUCUGAACACACAAAUGUGAAACUUCUAACCAAUUGCUGUCUGUCUGUUCACAUGAAAAUCAAGUUGUGUUUGAUCCAAAUCCUUUAAAUGUGUUUGAGGAAAUCCGUAUGACAACAUCUUAUGUCUGUAUCACACAAACUGUAUCUGUCCAUAAUGUUGCCUGUUGAUUGUAUUUAAAUAUUUAUUAAAGACCUUUAACCACAACAUGAACCACAUAACGUCUUUU